Molecule: messenger RNA, 1251 nt
Organism: Exophiala aquamarina CBS 119918
Lineage: Eukaryota; Fungi; Ascomycota; Eurotiomycetes; Chaetothyriales; Herpotrichiellaceae
Product: beta-lactamase
Exons: 4
Coding region: 1-1251 (416 amino acids)
Source: RefSeq, a predicted model, not a curated record
AUGGACAGAGUGAUCGAGAAGCUCAAUGCUGCUGCUGCGCCCGGGCCUGACCGUGUGAUGGCUGGAGCUGUGCUUGCUGCUGCGACGGCGAAAGGCGACACCUUCAUCCGCGCAUUCGGCACGACGACCGUGCACGACGACGCUCCGUUGCUCCGCACCGACUCCGUCAUGUGGCUCGCAUCUGUCACAAAGCUCUUGACCACCGUUGCGGCACUGCAAUGUGUUGAGAAGGGAUUUUUCGAGCUCGACGCGCCCAUCUCGAGAAUCCUGCCGGCGUGGGCGAACCCCGAUAUCCUGACUGGCUUCGAUGACGCCACGGGGAAGCCGGUUCUUCAGAAGGCCACGAAGGCGAUUACCUUGCGGCAUCUUCUCACUCAUACCUCAGGGAUGGCGCUCGAGCAGGCGCAUCCGGUGCUUGCGAAGUGGAGACGCUGGGCGCAGGGUAAGCCAGGUGAUGGAGGUUUUCAGAGCGUGGCUGAGGGUGGUAGCAUGAUGGAGUUGAUGGCGGCAGGUUUCUCGGACCCUGUCGACGAUUUAGAUGUCCCUCUGGUAUAUGAGCCCGGCGAUGGCUGGUCUUAUGCGGGAGGACUGGACGUUGCGGCACGCAUGAUUGAGCAAGCAACCGGCUUCACCCGCUUCGAGGAUUAUAUGGCCGAGCAUAUUUGCAAGCCCCUAGCCAUGAAAUCCACCACUUUUCAUCCCGCCCAGAGAGCGGGCCUCGCGGUGGCCCCUCUGACGGUCAAACUGCCGAAUAACCAGCUCACCAGCGACAUUCCACUUUCUUUCCCGAACCACGACCCAAAGCACGAUGGCGGUGGAUCUGGUCUUUUCAGCACAGCUGAGGAUUACCUCAGGCUCCUCACAAGCUUGCUGCUCAAUGACGGCAGAAUCCUGCACAGGGAUACAGUGACCGCAAUGUUUGAGCCUCAGCUAUCUAACAAUGAGUUCCUGAGCGCAAACUUGGCAGUCCCCGAGUUUGGAAGAUUGAUGGUGCCAGGCAUGCCUGUCAAUCGUGAUUGGAAUUGGGGACUGGGCGGAAUACUCGCCAUGGAUGGCAUACCUGAUCGCGCUAGUGAGAGCUGCAUGUGGUGGUGCGGGAUUGCCAACGGACAGUGGUGGAUCGACCAACACGCGGGAACGUGCGGAAUCAUACUCACUCAUUUGAUCCCGCCAGGCGAUGAGCGGACCUCUGCUUUGUUUGGAGAAUUCCAGAACGCAGUGCAUGCAGGAAUGUUGGUGGAUAUCGAUUGA